AUGCCGGUCUUGAAGAUAUCUUUACUUGUUAUGGUCUGGGCUAGCUCUUACGUCGCCUAUACGUCGCCAAACCCAACGCCUCCCAAGUCUUCGUAUCGGAGCAUGGGGCCAAGUCUCUGGGCUUCGCUAUUCCUGCAAAAUCGGUACAGCGGGGCAAGGGCCAUAAUGCAGAAGAUCUUCUUGUCCGGCGUGAUACUGCUCGAAAUCGCAUUCGCAAGCGGGAUACCGAGCAUACGCGAAUCAUUGCCCAGCGUCACAGCUUCGACUCCCCCCAGCUUUAUCUCUCCGUUGUUCAUAUUCGGAGUCGCCUUCGCCCUGUGUGGGGCCCUCGUGCGCCUUUGGUCGUACCGUGCCUUGGGCGUACAGUUCACCUUUCAACUGUCGCUCCUGAAGGAACACAAGCUCGUCAUCACUGGCCCGUACGCUUAUGUGCGCCACCCGUCCUACACGGCCUUGGUCACGACCCUCCUCGGCAUCCUCGUCUGCGAGCUAUCUCCGGGAUCGUGGUACGUGGAGACACGCGCUUUCAACAGCCCUCUCGGUAAGGGCAUGGCGCUGACCGCAAUUUGCUGCUUCGCAAUUGUUCUAUCGGUCGCCUCCCGCGCCCCGAAGGAGGAUCAGUUGCUAUCUGAAAGGUUUGGACGCGAAUGGAAGGAGUGGGAGAAAAGGGUUCCAUAUCGUUAUAUUCCCGGCAUCCUAUGA
This is a messenger RNA of Peniophora sp. CBMAI 1063, 702 nucleotides long. NCBI's taxonomy places the organism in Eukaryota, Fungi, Basidiomycota, Agaricomycetes, Russulales, Peniophoraceae. The record is from the annotation of a GenBank genome assembly.